Molecule: messenger RNA, 2781 nt
Organism: Cladophialophora carrionii CBS 160.54
Lineage: Eukaryota; Fungi; Ascomycota; Eurotiomycetes; Chaetothyriales; Herpotrichiellaceae
Exons: 1
Coding region: 1-2781 (926 amino acids)
Biological process (GO): DNA replication initiation
Cellular component (GO): DNA replication preinitiation complex
Source: RefSeq, a predicted model, not a curated record
AUGUUCGUGGCGUGUGCGCUGCACGGGUGGGUGACCGAGGCGUGGUGUCACGAUGCGGCGAUCGGUAAGGUCGCCAGCGUCAGAGUCGAGGACUUGUUGUCCGGUGUUGGGAAUGAGGACGCGGACACGUACACGUACACGGGGACUCAUUCGCGAACGGCCUCGGGGUCGAGUUCCGCUACGUUGCCAAUCGCUGCGGCGGGGCUGGGCUCGUCAAAGGGUCCGAGACGGCCGAAUAAUCGGAGGGGAGCGUUGGCUAGGAUGUCGAUUCUCUCGCUUAAAGAACCAGCGGCUACGCCGGGGGGAGUGGAGGCAAUUGUCUCGCCGAGUAUCCAGCAGCAGGAGCAGGAGCGGAUGACAGAUUCAAACGACCAGGAACGGGCACUCGCAAGGAGUUCUCCUGCCUUGUUGCAGAGGCAGGGUAUGGCUCACUCUCCGGUCCAAGAAUCAUUGCCGAUCACACCAGCCGCUCAAAUCGGUACGCAGAAUCCGUUCGAGGCGUCGAUGGCUGCUAUGGAAGGUGGUGCGCCGGAGGAGGACCCAUUGAAUCUGCAUGGAGCUGGUAUACAGGAACUUCAACCAGUGAGUGUGGGAGAAGCUGACGCUGGCCUCCACAACACUCUACCUGACACGAACCCCCUCGCCGCUGAACGCCUGCGAGCACAAUACUUCGAGCAUCUAUACAUCUCCAAGACAUCACUCGCAUUCUACGUCAAAGGCCCGCUCAGUCGUGCCCGCGCGCACGUCCGCACCGCCGAAACACCCUUGAAAGCGAUCAGGGAACUAUCCGAAUUCUAUGAACAAAGCAUCCUGCCCACGAAAAGGGUAGACACCAAAUACAAAGAAUCGAUCGCCAAGAUCAUCGACGAGUUACCGCUACCUCUACCUCAGCAAGAAGGGGACCCUGAUGUCCUCGAUAUGAAGAAGAGGAAGUCUCGCAAGAAGAUGAUGAUGAAGUUGGGCAAAGAUUGUCUCUGGGCCGAGGAAGAGGAGUUUAUCGCGAAGUGGUGGCGCGCGCGGGAUCUCAAGGGUCCUGUUUCUGCCAGCGACCGCGCAGAAGAGAAGCGGAAGGAGGUGGCGGAUUUGCGCAUGCGCGAGACCAAGAUGCAAUUGCUGUUGAUGCUGGAAGUCAUGCUUCUAGACACGGCGGCGUCGAAAUUGACUGAAUCCGAAUCUGAAGAGCCACCAGGGCCUGCUGAUCCCGACAUCAAGGUUGAGUCUGUGGAAGAAGAAUCCUCGGCAGCACUUCUUGCUACGACUCCGCGCAAAGUGCCUAAGAAGGAGAAGAAGAAGAAGCGUGACUGGGCCGCGGAAAUCGAGACAGUCGUCGAUCGUCUAUGUAUAUGGCACACCGUAAGCCUGGACGACCUUGUCAACACAGCCGACGACAAGUCCUUGAAGAAGGACGCCAAUGGCAGCACGGUGUCGAAGCCAAAUGACUCUCUUCGCGACUUCUGCAAGGAAGUCCUGUUGCCCUUCUAUUCCGCCAAGCUGCCCGAGCAGAUCAAAGCCAUCUGUCGGAAGCUCGGUGGACCUGAUAUCUCGCCCAAACGGCCCAGAUUGGGACACAACACAGCACCUCAUCUCCACAGAUCCUCCUCCUCUUCAGUAUCAUCCUCCACCAAGCCAAAGCCGGGCCAGCCACUUUCGACUCGUACCCUCGAGCGCGUGCUGAGCGAAGACCACCAAUUGCUCCGCCAUGUCUCCCCUCCUACUACGUUCUCUCGCGCCUCCUCCAUAACGGCCCCUAUCAUUCCGACCCUGAAACGCGAGUCAUCCGACCGGCCCGCAUCUCGGGGCAGGAUGCUCGCCAAGUCCGUGUCUUUCUCCAACCGUGAGAUCGACCUCGUGGCCGAUCAAAAGGUGCACGAGGCGAAGCGUCGCAAACUGGAUCGACUCGCCCAGCAGAAAAAGGAACUGGAAGCCGCUAUCGAUGCGCUUAAGAAGCCCGACCGAAGAGCGGUGGCCAGCCAGAUCAUGGAUGAGGCGGAACAGAGGAAGAGACUGGAGAUGGACAGGAAGAUGGCCGUGCAGAUCUCGGCGACCCCGAGGGCAAAAAGAGUGACAGGACAGUCGCAGCUCAUGGACGAGCCGGAGCUGCCCCCAAUGCCGAUGCCGAGAUUGGUGGCUCGAGGACAAGAUGCCAUCACGGUCAUUCCUUCUUCUACAGUGAAACCUCGGAUCCGACCGGGUCUUUCCAGCUCGGCGAGUAUCCCUCGAUCUUCGGCGAAGAAACAAUCCGUUUUAGCAGCGAUCCAUGAGACACCAUCCAGAGGUCUUGAUAAGAAGACGUCGAACCCCUUGGAUUUGCCCGUGCUCUCUCACCCCCUCGUUGAGCCUGGCGACGACACUGCUAUUGUGGCAACCCCGGCUGCAAGACGUACGCUUCCUGAUGCGGGGGACUAUCAAUCCCCGGGAUUCAGUCGCUCAUCAUCUCAACCCCUACCACCAUCCAGUCAGAUGACGAACCCUGGUGAAGGGCUGAUCAUGAAGAGGUCCCGUCGUCCGGUUCUCUUUACACCAUUGAAGAAGUCCGACGUCCGCUUGGACCAGGCAUUCCGCGAUGCUCCCAUCAUCCCGGAGCGGGCGGGUCAUAUCAUGGACCGGGUGAUGGGUGGAAAGGCUCGGGGGAUGGACGAAGAGUUUGAACCUCUUCCGGGCGACCAUUCCGAGGGGUUCGGGGACUCGAGAGCCCCUGCAGAGAAGGGAACUCGACUUGAUGACGUCGACGAUGGUGAUAUUUAUGACAGACUCGGUUGGAACGACGAUUUCGACCUUUGA